Molecule: messenger RNA, 2398 nt
Organism: Paraphaeosphaeria sporulosa
Lineage: Eukaryota; Fungi; Ascomycota; Dothideomycetes; Pleosporales; Didymosphaeriaceae
Exons: 2
Coding region: 12-1985 (657 amino acids)
Biological process (GO): transcription by RNA polymerase I; transcription by RNA polymerase II; nucleotide-excision repair
Cellular component (GO): transcription factor TFIIH holo complex; transcription factor TFIIH core complex
Source: RefSeq, a predicted model, not a curated record
GCUCCUCCACCAUGGCAGAAGCCCCCGCGCAAUACAAGAAGAAAGACGGAAAAAUCACUGUCUCCGCAGAUGGUCGCAAGGUCUCGUGGAAAUCGAAUGGUGGAGACCUGUCCGUAGUCAUCGACAUUGCAGAAGUCACCAAUCUUCAGCAGACGCCGGCUACAUCCGCAAAAGCCUCGACCAAGAUCGUCGUUCAGAGACCUGACCAGACCGAGAACCAUACCUUCACCUUUUCAUCCGCCGCAGCUCGCGAAGACCAACAAUCAAUAACCGGACUGCUGCGCAAAUGUAUAGAAGAGUCCAAGGCAAAGGAGGCUGCCGCCUCCGUCGUAAUUGCUACACCGGCUGCUGCCACGCCUGCACCGGACAAUGGCGGUGCGUCGGCCUCCAUGACGAUCGCACAAACCUUAGUAAACGCGCCACAGGACGAUGAUUCGUACAACAACACGAAACUGUUGGAAGACAUCCCGCUUCAAAGAUCCUUGCUGAACUCGAACCCUGCGCUUCGCCAGCGCUUCGACCAGGCUCUUCGCGAUAAGCCUGAGUCAAUAUCCAUAAUACAGUUCUCUAACCAGUUCUGGGCUACAAGAGUGCAUCUUCUAAGAUCCCAUGCUGUUGAAAAUACCCAGGGCACGGGAACAUACAACGUCCUGUCGGUCGUAAAGCCUUUCAUGGACAAGGAUGGGAAAGAAAAACUGAACAUUAGCAAAGAGCAGAUUGUGCUGAUUUUCUCCCAAUACCCGCUGAUCAGGAAGGUUUACAACGAGAAUGUGCCACCACUGACCGAGCCAGAUUUCUGGUCACGGUUCUUCCACAGCCGGCUCCUCAAGAAACUGAAGGGAGAGAAAAUCAAAGACGACAUUGAUCCCACGGACCCUAAACUGGAUAAAUAUCUCAAUUUCAAUGAGUCCGCCAAUGACGGGCCCCAGUUUCUCAUCGAUUCAGUUCCUCGUUUCCUUGACGUUGAAGGUAACGAACAAAAUCACAGUCAACGGCUUGGUAACAGACCGCAUGCAAACAUGCGACCAUCUUCGAACGAAAAGGAGCCGAUCCUGCGAAUACUCAAUCGCAUGAGUGAAAAGCUCAUGGCUUCGGUGCCGCCUUCCGAUGGCAGGGGUCGUCAUGGGCCCGUAGGAUUGGAUGAAGAGACGUACAAUGAACUGCGGCUCCACGAUCUACAACGCGCAUCCGACGACAAUCGUGUCUUGCUCAAGCUUCAGGAUCAGGAUAAAUUCUUCUCUGCUGGACAAGGCGUACAUACAUCCAGUAGUGCCGCAAUGUACACAAAACGCACGCCCGCUCAGGUGUUGUCGAGUAUUCAACAAGAGUUUCGCAGUAUCAAUGGGAGCCGGGCCCAGAACGGUGGAAUUAACUUACGUUCCGUAGCCGGCGUAGAAGAUGAGAGCAGCAGUGAAGAAGAGUCGGACGCGAAGAAGAAGAAGCCCAAGGUCGGGAGCAGGUCCUCGCGCACUGGUGCUACUUCACAGAUUCUCAAAGCGAUACGACAACGCCAGCGGCACGGCGACGAUCAUGUCUCGCCUCAAGCCACCGUGUCUAGCGAACAGGCACGCCAGCUGAGCGUCCCCGAGCAAGUCUUAGACAACCUCGCCAUAACGCACAACACGACCGUCGAAUUCUUGCACUACUUCUGGGCAGUGUACUACUCGGGCGACGCAGAGCGCGCCAACGAAGUCGCCAAGCUCGUCGAGACGCUGGAUAAAUCCCUCGACAGAAUCAAGGCCAUCGCCGACACCGCAGAAGCUGAGCGCAUAUCCCGCGUCCAACGGAGGGUGCAGGAAAACGACGAAUAUACGGCCCGCACAGGCCGCAAGCGCAAGUUCGACGCCAACAGCAUCAAAGGCGGGUCCAAGGCUGUGUACGGGCUCGUGGAACCACUCGUCCGUGCUAUCAAUGCCGCAAGACAGCAGUAUCGGAUCGCGCUGCAGGAACAGCUAGCUCAGGCCCAGAAAGUAGGCGCGUCGUGAUGGGCAGAGAGCUGCGGUUGCGAUAAUUCAGCUCGGCUACUGGCACCCGGAUAUCGUGCCGGUUACUCGAGUGCUGGCCUGGAUUGGAUUGGCGUAGAAGCGGAGAAGAGUCCGCGAGCGGUAGUAGGGCCAGACAUGUGACCGGUGGGGCUCUCCGGCUGGCUAUGGCUGAAUGGAGGUGAGCGUCGGGGACGGCCGUCACCGUCUAGGAAUCUUUUCUACUUUCAAUGCAUAGCGGAGGCGUCUGGAUUGCUUUGCCUGUCUUCCUUAGACAUUUUAGAUCCCAUGCUCAGGUUACUCAAGGCCAUGGGUUUGUGUUCAUACCCGUUAUGGCGACCGAUCCCGUCUAUCAUCUACUGAUACUGCCACUGACUGCACCAUUUGUUCGCCUGCGCAUGUAGAUGUUCUAUGAU